UAGGUGGCAGCAGCGCGUAACACUGUUCCUGUGACUCGGCUGGGGAAGUGUGAAGGAGAAGCUCAUGGGCCAUGUGGAACAAGAUGGCGUUGUCAUCGCGUUUGGUUUUGUGCAGUCGCUUUGGCCGAACCGCAGGCGCUGUCCUGCUCAUUAAUAAACAACCGACAGUCCCGCUUACCUGCAGAUGUUAUGUUGCCGCUAGCCACCAAAAUCAGCUGCAGUUCAAACUGGAUGAGCGUACGGCUCACAGCAGUCUCGAUCUCUUCAAGAAAGACACAGGUGUGAUUUAUCGAAUGCUGGGCCUAGACCCGAGCCAUGUCCAGGAUUCCCCUCUGCGUUUUCGGGACUGGGCCGUCGUGUUUGCCGACAGCCAUGUUGACUCGGGACGUCACUACUGGGAAGUCACGGUUAAAAAGUCACAGGAGUUUCGCAUUGGUGUUGCAGAAGCGGCGAUGCCUCGUGAUGAGUGCAUUGGCACAAACUCGUCCUCGUGGGUCUUCGCCUACAUGCACAGUAAGUGGUACGCCAUGACCACCAACAAGCAGGUGCCCGUGUUGCUGGUGGGGAAGCCGGAUCGAUUGGGACUGCUUGUAGACUUUGAGGCUGGCAAGCUCAGUUUAGUAGAUCCCCAGAUUGAAAAGGUAGUGCACUCGAUAAAGACUCAUUUUCCCUCGCCGAUCUGUCCAGCUUUUGCACUGUGGGAUGGUGAAAUACUCACACACUCUGGGUUGGAGGUGCCAUCAGGGCUUAAUUAGAGUUCACACAUGCCUCCUUCAACCUUUUUUUGGAUCAACAUAGCAAUAAGCAGUCUGUGUACCAAGUGAAAAGCAGUACCUCAUGUCCCUGGAAUAUUCAGAGUUAACUCAGAGACUAAGCAGAAUGUUUAGCCAGAUCUCCAAAUAAACCUUGCUGGGAUAAAAAUGCUGAUGAGUAAUAGGACUGAUUGUGGCUAUAAAUGAAACAUUAUUUGACACAUUAAUACAUGUAACAUGUAUCAAUGUUUAUGUGCUGUUAUAUGAUGGGUUCAACAAAACUCUUACAUCUUCUACUGAUUCCAGGAGAUAAAUGUAUGGCAUGUACAUACCAUCUCUCUAUUCAUGCUAUUUCUCUGUGUGCAUUUUCAUGAUAUGUGUUCAAUAAAAGAGACUGUGUAGCAGUGA
This is a messenger RNA of Pangasianodon hypophthalmus (striped catfish), 1160 nucleotides long. It is a transcript of the gene spryd4, whose product is annotated as SPRY domain containing 4. Gene Ontology annotation, molecular function: protein binding. The record is from RefSeq and is a predicted model, not a curated record. The coding region runs from base 72 to 755 and encodes 227 amino acids. The transcript has 2 exons. NCBI's taxonomy places the organism in Eukaryota, Metazoa, Chordata, Actinopteri, Siluriformes, Pangasiidae.